Molecule: messenger RNA, 3552 nt
Organism: Lodderomyces elongisporus
Lineage: Eukaryota; Fungi; Ascomycota; Pichiomycetes; Serinales; Debaryomycetaceae
Gene: HRQ1
Product: ATP-dependent 3'-5' DNA helicase
Exons: 1
Coding region: 1-3552 (1183 amino acids)
Molecular function (GO): ATP binding; nucleic acid binding
Source: RefSeq, a predicted model, not a curated record
AUGUCUUUUGAACCAGACCAAGGUUCCAGUUCAAGUCGUAAUGCUGCCCCAACUUCAUCUUUAGAUCUUCAAUCACCUGCAUCAGGAUCAGGAUCCACACCACCACAAGGCUUUACAACGUCAUCAUUCUCAACAACUAAUGACAAGACACAAGUAUUGACAUAUAACACGUUUUUCCAAAGACUAAUCACAGUUUUCCAUGCCAUUAAUACACAUUUAACAUUUCUACUGGCACACUCACGUGCAGUCAUUCCUUCCAUUACAUUGCUCCAAAAGUUUGACAACUCGAUAACGGCUCUUGAACUAGCCAUAUUCAAGUAUUUGUUUCCAGAAGAUGAAAUUUUUUUCGAUUAUGUCGAUGAAAACCAGAUUAUGCUAACAUUUGUUGAAGAGGUUAAAGUGAAUCAGAAAGGCUACCACCAAACACCAGUUGCAGAUAAAUUUGAGGAUACACCUAGGCAAUCGAAACAAAUAUUAAUAUUUGAUUUCCAAGAUGUCAAGAUUCACGGGAUUGGUAAAGUCAUUAAGGGCAACAAGAGACUCAAGAAACAGCAAGAGCCAAAGGAGUUUAGUACACACCGAAGACAGAAUUUCUUUAUUAGCAGCAAUGAGAAUAUCGUUGCUCCAUUGAAAAAAGCACAUAUAACGAAAAUUAUUCAAGGGAGGGAUACUUUGUUCCAACAAUGUUUGCAAAAAUUUAUUUUGCAAUACAAAGAGCAAAACGAGGCUGCUAAAGCUCUUGAGCAAAAAGCCAAGUUAUUGAUACCAGAAGAACCGCAUUUUGAAGACAUGGUACAAGUUUUGGAAGCAAAGGAGACCGUUCCAGUUGUAAAAACCAUCGACAAGUCAUUAAUUUCAGUUGAGCGAAUGAUUGAAACGUUAAGAAGUUCGAAAUUUUACGUUGAUCAAAUUUCAUCUGAGCACUUGUUAAACGAAGCACAAGAGGCUCGAUUUCAACAACUAAAUGCAAGCAGUAGUGAAUAUUUGCACCCUGAAUUGAGCGACGCUUUGUUCAAUUCCAAAGGUAUAUCUAUCGAAGAUGGUCUCUAUACCCAUCAAGCCUUAGCCUUGGAUGAAUUACUCGAUGACGCAUCUCAAUCCAAUUUGAUAAUCAGUACACUGACGGCUUCUGGAAAGUCAUUGGUGUAUCAGCUACCUAUAUUAAAUUCAAUUCUUUGGGAUAUAACCAACCACGUGCAAGGUCGUCAUGCCACAGCGUUGUUUAUUUUCCCUACAAAAGCACUUGCACAAGAUCAAAUCCGUCAUUUCCAAACAUUUUUAACCCAUUUACCAAGUCACUUGACUCGUCCUAUUGUUAUCAAUACAUAUGAUGGAGAUACGCCAUUUCUGGAGCGAAACAAGAUUCAAAGAGACUCGGACAUCUUGUUUACUAAUCCCGAUACUAUACAUGCUUCAAUCUUGCCCAACCAUCACUUUGGAGCUUGGGUAGAAUUCAUUAAAGCAUUAAAAUUUGUUGUUAUGGAUGAACUUCACGUUUACAAAGGCAUAUUUGGCAUCAAUGUUGGCUAUGUGAUGGCCAGACUCAAUCGAAUCAAGCAUAUACUUUGUCCCGAGGGUCCUCCAAUCAGGUAUGUUUCAUGUUCAGCUACUAUUGCUAAUCCCAUUUUGCAUUUCAAAACCAUUUGCUCUUUACCAGAAGAUGCCAAGGUUGUUCAUAUACAAGAUGAUGGAAGUGCCAAGUGUGAAAAAAGAUUGAUUGUUUGGAAUCCACCGGUAUUGAUGAACAAUGCUGGAGAGCGCGGUCCUGCUGACUCCAAUAGCAAUUUAAUACCCAGAGUCAGCCCCAUAGCUGAGCUGGCCAAACUAUUACUUACGAUACUCACCGAGCUUCCGGGACUACGCGUUAUUGUUUUUUGUCCCAUAAGGGUAGUUGCUGAAAUGAUGAUGAGAGAAGUUCGUACUCAACUUCAAAGCUCACAGAUUAAGCAACUGGGGAUAAGCCAAAGUGAUAUCAUGUCUUAUCGAGGUGGAUAUAGUAAAUCCGAUAGACGGAUCAUUGAGAAAAAAAUGUUUGAUGGCCAGUUGCGUGCAAUUGUAGCUACCAAUGCAUUGGAAUUGGGAAUUGAUUUGUCAGAUUUGGAUGUGGUUAUUACUUGUGGGUUUCCAGUGCUGAAGCUGAAUUUGCAUCAACAAUUUGGAAGGGCAGGGCGCGGGAAACUGGCAAGUGGCAGUUUGGCCAUUUUUGUACCGAUGCGAUCUCCUAUUGAUCAGUAUUACAUUGAGCAUGCUCAUGAGCUACCACAAAGGUCGUAUGAAGAUUUAUGUGUUGACUCGUUAAGGGAUAUGGAGCAUGGUCUGUUACUUUUGGAGCGCCACUUACAAUGUGCAGCUUACGAGCAUGCUUUGGAUAAGGUGGAUGACUACCAAUGGUUUUCCCAGGGCAAGACGUUGGAACAGUUUCAAAAGCUCUUGGCGGAGCAACUAGUUUUGGACGUUGAUGAAAAGUACAAGACCCAUCCCCACUUUAUGCCCAAACCCACCAAGUUAGUUCCCAUUAGAGCUAUCGAAGAUGAGACUGUAGCAAUUGUUGAUAUAACAAACAAUCGAAAUAUUGUUAUUGAAGAAGUUGAGUUACUGAGAACAACCUUUACGGUGUAUGAGGGCGGCAUAUUUCUUCAUCAAGGUCAACCUUAUUUGGUUAAAGAGUUUAACCACAAGGACAAAUAUUGUAAAGUUGAACGAGUAAAUGUUGAUUGGACCACUUCUCAAAGAGACUAUACAGAUGUCGACCCUGAAGAAGUGGAAUUGGUAAAGCCAAUUAAGCCCGUGCACAUGAAUCAACAGUUGGAUACACCUGCUUUUUUUGGCAAGAUCCAAAUUACUAUGAAAGUGUUUGGUUUUUUCAAAGUCAAUCGAAAAGAGGAAAUCUUGGAAGUUGUUGAAGUGAAAAACCCACCAGUCAUUGCUUAUGCUAAAGGAUGUUGGUUAAAUGUAUCUAAACAAGCUAUUGAAAUUAUUAGGGCAAAAAAGCUUUCUGCCUCGGGAGGUAUACAUGCUGCAGCGCAUGGAAUUAUGAAUAUGCUUCCCCUUCAUAUUAACUCUGCGAGGUCCACGACUUCUCAUGCAAUGGACUUUGAAAUGGCAACUGAGUGCAAGGCGCCUUCUAAGGAGUUCAAGGCGACUGAGACAAAAAGAAAACGGCCUGCGCGAUUAGUGUUUUAUGACACUAAAGGUAAUAGAAAUGGCUCUGGAUAUUCGUACAAGACAUUUGAAUGUAUCGAUGAGCUCAUAUAUGCCACUUUCCAUCGUACUUAUAAAUGCGAGUGCAAAUGGGGAUGUCCGCUAUGUAUUGUUAGUGCAACAUGUAGAGAGCAAAUGAGGGUGAUGUCCAAACCUGCGGCAAUCAUUAUAUUGGCGUCGUUUUUGGGACUCAAUUUGGGAAAAGUGGCAGAAGAAUUGCCCGAUGGACCAGAACCAGGAAUGCCACCUGUGCUACAUAAUACUAUCCUGGACACUACUGCUGCGGUUAAAUUUUCACCGGAUGUCAAGAUACUAAACAUAGGGGGCGAGAGUGACCAAGGUCUUGUCUAG